Molecule: messenger RNA, 2167 nt
Organism: Camelus dromedarius (Arabian camel)
Lineage: Eukaryota; Metazoa; Chordata; Mammalia; Artiodactyla; Camelidae
Gene: TMEM175
Product: transmembrane protein 175
Exons: 12
Coding region: 179-2026 (615 amino acids)
Molecular function (GO): proton channel activity; potassium channel activity
Source: RefSeq, a predicted model, not a curated record
GUUCGCGCGUGCGCGGCGCGCCGGCCUCGAGACGGACUUCCGCCGUCGAGCUCGCGGGAGGUGUUUGCGGCGGCUCCCGCCCAGUCCUGCAGCUUCCGUAGGAAAAUCAGAUCUGGCAACAUUGGAUCCAGAAUCCCGAGUGUCACCAAUCACCUAGAGCUGCCCCUCAGGCCCCACCAUGUCCAGGCCCCAGAGCCCAGAGCCGGCCCUGAAUGUGCAGGGAGCCUCCUCCAUAGGCCCGGGGGAUGAGGACGCUGCCGACGGGACCCAGCACUCCCACCGCAUGCUCAGCUUCAGUGAUGCACUGUUGUCCAUCAUUGCCACUGUGAUGAUCCUGCCCGUGACCCACACGGACAUCUCCCCGGAACAGGAGUUUGACAAGAGCAUACAGAAGCUUCUAGCAACCAGAAUUGCCGUCUACCUGAUGACAUUCCUCAUCGUGACCGUGGCCUGGGCAGCACACACGCGGACCACGUUUAUUGAUGGUGUGACUUACCCCGUCUCCCUCCCAUUGUUCAGAUUGUUCCAGGUUGUUGGGAAAAUCGACGACACGCUUGCCCUCCUCAACCUGGCCUGCAUGAUGACCAUCACCUUCCUGCCAUUCACAUUCUCCCUGAUGGUGACCUUCCCCGACGUGCCGCUGGGCAUCUUCCUGUUCUGCAUGUGUGUGAUCGCCAUCGGGGCUGUGCAGGCACUGAUCGUGGGGUAUGCGUUUCACUUCCCCCACCUCCUGAACCCCCAGAUCCAGCGCUCCGCCCACCAGGCGCUCUACAAGCGGCACAUCCUGCGCAUCAUCCUCCACGGCCCUGCGCUGUGCUUCGCGGCAGCCGGCUUCUCCCUGUUUUUCUACCCUGCGUUGGUUACUUGUCUUUCUGACGUGGAGCUGGAGGAGCUCCCACACGUGCUGGACACGAGGUUCUUCUCUGACAGGAGGUUUGCGCAUGCUCCCAGCCUCCUGGUAACACUCCCUGAUGCACAGCAGGUUUGCAUCUCGAUGGGGAACGAGCUGCCGGUCUUGCUUCUGUUGCUUGUGCUGCCCUCCCUCUGGAGCGGAUGGCUCCAGGGUGGGAUUCCUGGGCCCGGCCCUCGGUGGAGGUGCCAAGCCCCACUGACGCACCCGUGUCUCCUGCAGUCGUACCUGCUGAUGGCGACAGUCAUCUUCCUCCCCUACGUCAGCAAGGCCGCCAGCUGGUGCCGAGGCAGGCUUGUGGGCCCCAGGGAGCCCCCAGCUCACAGCCUGGAGUUCUUCACCUUCGACCUGCAUGGGCCUCUCAGCAAGGAGCGGGUGGAGGCCUUCAGCGACGGGGUCUACGCCAUCGUGGCCACGCUGCUCAUCCUGGACAUUUGCGAAGACAACGUCCCAGACCCCAAGGACGUGCGGGAGAAGUUCAGCGGCAGCCUGGUGGCAGCACUGAGCGAGUCGGGGCCACACUUCCUGGCCUACUUCGGCUCCUUCGCCACGGUCGGCCUGCUCUGGUUUGCCCACCACUCGCUCUUCCUGCACGUCCGCAAGGCCACGCAGCCCAUGGGGCUGCUCAACACACUCUCGCUGGCCUUCGUGGGCGGCCUGCCCCUGGCCUACCAGCAGACCUCGGCCUUCGCGCAGCAGCCCCACGACGAGCUGGAGAGGGUGCGCGUCAGCUGCGCCAUCAUCUUCUUCGCCAGCAUCUUCCAGUUUGCCAUCUGGACCACGGCGCUGCUGCAGGAGGGGGAGACGCUGCAGCCCUCCGCGCGCUUUGGCGGCCAGGAGCACGCCUUCAUGUUUGCCAAGCUCGCGCUGUACCCCUGUGCCAGCCUGCUGGCCUUUGCCUCCACCUGCAUCCUGACCAGGUUCAGCACGGCCAUCUUCCACCUCAUGCAGAUCGCUGUGCCCUUCGCCUUUCUGCUGCUGCGGCUCCUCGUGCGCCUGGCACUGGCCAUCCUGCGGGCCCUGCCGCACCUUGCCCUGCGGCCGGCACCCACCCGGCCAGCGCCCGGGGGCCCCAGGGACGACACGUGCUCCCUACUCCUCCCUGCCCCCUGCUAGUGCCACCGGCACCCCCAACCCCAGCCUGAGGUCGGCGCAUGCGCGGGGCCAGCUUGAGUCUUUUCCUUGUGAGACUCCUGCGCGGCAUGAGUCCGCGGGUUGUCAUCUGCUUGCGCAGUUAAGAGUCUCAUGGGAGCUUCA